This is a messenger RNA of Blumeria graminis f. sp. triticale, 465 nucleotides long. NCBI's taxonomy places the organism in Eukaryota, Fungi, Ascomycota, Leotiomycetes, Helotiales, Erysiphaceae. The record is from the annotation of a GenBank genome assembly.
AUGGAUGACUGGGAUUCUGUCACCAAAAUAGGGAGCAAGACCCGCGGCAGUGGACCCAUCCGCGAGACUGUUGUUCGCGGCAAGGCCGCCCUUAAUGCUGCUCAACGUACCGGUUCCGUCAUCGGUACCGAAAAAAAGUUUACCGCAGGAAAUCUGGCCUCGAAACCCGGCGUCGAAGGACAACACCUGACCAAGGUUGACCGCAGCGAUGACAUUGUCAAACCUAACACUGUUGGGAAAGAAGUUGGCUCCGCUAUUAGCGAGCGGCGUCAAAAGAUCGAACCCAAAAUGACGCAGCGAGACUUGGCUACAAAGUGCAAUACAACGCAAAGUAUCGUUGCCGAAUUUGAGCGCGGUACCGCUGCUCCAGAUCAGAAAAUCUUGGCCAACAUGGAAAAGGUUCUAGGCAUCAAGUUACGUGGCAGUGACAUAGGUGCACCACGAUUCGGUUCAAAGAAAAAGUAG